This is a messenger RNA of Lemur catta (Ring-tailed lemur), 6193 nucleotides long. RefSeq names its product collagen type V alpha 3 chain (gene COL5A3). Gene Ontology annotation, molecular function: extracellular matrix structural constituent. The record is from RefSeq and is a predicted model, not a curated record. Lineage: Eukaryota; Metazoa; Chordata; Mammalia; Primates; Lemuridae. The transcript has 67 exons. The coding region runs from base 101 to 5335 and encodes 1744 amino acids.
GCCGGCCGCUGCGGGUGACUGCACCGAGCCCGUGGAGUCGCCGCGCCCUGCAGCCGCCCCGUCCUGUCCCCCGUCUUGAGCCUGGCUGGGCCCCGCGGGGAUGGGGAGCCGCCGCCCGGGCCUGGGCCAGCCACGGGCCGGCCUCUGCCUGCUCCUGGCCGCGCUGCAACUUCUGCCUGGGACGCAGGCCGAGCUCGUGGAUGUGUUGAAGGUCCUGGGCGUGCGGGGGGGCCAGGCUGGGGUCCCCGAGGGGCCUGGCUUCUGUCCCCAGAGGGCUCCAGAGGGCGAUCGGGCAUUCAGGGUGGGCAAGGCCAGCGUUCUCAGCAUCCCCACGUGGGAGCUCUUUCCAGACGGGCACUUUCCCGAGAACUUCUCUGUGCUGAUCACUCUUCGGGGCCAACCAGCCAAUCAUUCUGUCCUGCUCUCCGUUUAUGACGACAAGGGUGCCAGGCAGCUGGGCCUGGCACUGGGGCCAGCUCUGAGCCUCCUAGGUGGCUCCUUUACUCCCCUCCCUCAGCAGGUCAACCUCACAGAUGGCAGGUGGCACCGUGUGGCAGUCAGCAUAGAUGGUGGGAUGGUGACCUUGGUGGCUGACUGUGACCCUCAGCCCCCUGUGUUGGGCCAGAGGCCACGAUUCAUCAGCACAGCUGGACUUACUGUAUUGGGGACCCAGGACCUUGAAGAGGAAACUUUCGAGGGAGAUAUUCAGGAGCUGCUGCUAAGCCCAGAUCCUGGGGCUGCCUUCCACGCGUGCGAGCGGUACCUCCCCGGCUGUGACAACCUGGACCUUGCAGCCACAGGCGGCCCCCAGGGUGAGCCAGAAACCCCUCCUCCUCGGCGCAAGGGAAAAGGAAAAGGGAAGAAAAAAGGACGAGGUCGCAAGGGCAAGGGCAAGGGCAGGAAGAAGAACAAGGGAACUUUGACCCCGAGCCCACCUCCUGGCUCCCUGGAGAACCAGACCUCCACUGACACCCCAAAGACAGAGACACCAGCUCCAAAUCUGCCUCUGACCCCCACGCCUUUGGUCAUCGCCUCCACUGUGACUGCUGGCCACAACGUCACCAUCCUAGAGGACGACCUGGACCCAGACAACGGACCCGAGCUGGGGACCCCGGAGACUGAAGCAGCCAGGGAGGAUGAAGAAGGAGAUGACUCCACCAUGGGCCCCGACUUCCGGGCAGCAGAACAGCCGUCUCGGACUCACUUCCAGUUCUUUCCUGGCGCUGGAGAGAAGGGAGCGAAGGGAGAACCCGCGGUGAUUGAACAGGGACAGCAGUUUGAGGGACCUCCAGGAGCCGCGGGACCCCAAGGAGUGGUCGGCCCCUCAGGCCCUCCUGGCCCCCCAGGUUUCCCUGGGGACCCUGGUCCACGGGGCCCUGCCGGGCUGCCAGGAAUCCCUGGCAUUGACGGGGUCCGGGGCCCGCCAGGCACUGUGAUCAUGAUGCCGUUCCAGUUUGCAAGCAGCUCCCACAAAGGACCCCCAGUGUCCUUCCAGCAGGCUCAGGCACAGGCAGUGCUGCAGCAAGCUCAGCUGUCCAUGAAAGGCCCCCCUGGCCCAGUGGGGCUCACUGGGCGCCCGGGCCCCGUGGGUCUCCCUGGGCAUCCAGGUCUGAAAGGAGAGGCGGGGGCGAUGGGGCCGCAGGGUCCCCGAGGCCUGCAGGGACCUCAUGGGCCCCCUGGUCAAGUGGGCAAGAUGGGCCGCUCUGGAGCAGAUGGGGCUCGGGGCCUCCCAGGGGAUACAGGACCUAAGGGUGAUCGGGGCUUUGACGGCCUUCCAGGGCUGCCUGGUGAGAAGGGCCAAAGGGGUGAUUUUGGACAUGUGGGGCAACCUGGUCCCCCCGGAGAAGAUGGUGAGAGGGGCGCAGAGGGACCUCCAGGGCCCACUGGCCAGGCUGGGGAGCCGGGCCCCCGAGGACUGAUUGGCCCCAGAGGCUCUCCUGGCCCCCCGGGGCGCCCGGGUGUCGUUGGAAGUGACGGUGCUCCAGGGGCCAAAGGCAAUGUGGGUCCUCCGGGAGAAACAGGCCCUCCGGGACAGCAGGGAAACCAUGGGUCCCAGGGACUCCCCGGCCCCCAGGGACCCAUUGGCACUCCUGGGGAGAAGGGUCCCCCUGGAAACCCAGGAAUUCCAGGCAUCCCAGGAGCCGAUGGCCCUCCGGGCCACCCAGGCCAUGAGGGACCCACGGGAGAGAAAGGUGCCCAGGGUCCACCAGGGUCGGCAGGCCCUCCGGGCUAUCCUGGACCUCGGGGUGUGAAGGGCACCUCAGGCAACCGGGGCCUCCAGGGGGAGAAAGGCGAGAAGGGAGAGGAUGGCUUUCCUGGCUUCAAAGGUGAUGCGGGUCUCAAAGGCGAUCGGGGGCAACCUGGACCCCCAGGUCCUCGGGGUGAGGAUGGCCCCGAGGGGCUGAAGGGGCAGGAGGGGCUGGUUGGCAAAGAGGGGUCUCCAGGCUCAGCUGGGGAGAAGGGCAAGCUUGGAGUGCCGGGUCUCCCAGGUUACCCCGGACGUCCAGGACCUAAGGGAUCUACUGGAUUUCCCGGGCCCCUUGGACCAAUAGGAGAGAAAGGGAAGCGAGGGAAGGCAGGACAGCCAGGGCUGGAAGGAGAGCGAGGGCCACCGGGCUCCCGUGGAGAGAGGGGACAACCAGGUGCCACAGGGCAACCAGGCCCCAAGGGUGACGUGGGCCAGGACGGGCCCUCUGGGGUCCCUGGAGAAAAGGGCCUCCCUGGUCUGCAAGGCCCUCCAGGAUUCCCUGGGCCAAAGGGCCCCCCUGGUCACCAGGGGAAAGACGGGCGACCGGGGCACCCUGGACAGAGAGGAGAAUUGGGCUUCCAAGGUCAGACAGGCCCACCCGGACCAGCUGGCGUCCUGGGUCCUCAGGGAAAGACAGGAGAAGUGGGGCCUCUCGGGGAAAGGGGCCCCCCAGGGCCCCCUGGGCCUCCUGGUGAACAAGGUCUUCCAGGUCUGGAAGGCAGAGAGGGGGCCAAGGGGGAACUGGGCCCGCCAGGACCUGCCGGGAAGGAAGGGCCAGAUGGACCCAGGGGCUUCCCUGGCCCCCAGGGACCCCCCGGGGAUACAGGACCUACUGGUUUGAAGGGUGACAAGGGCCCACCAGGGCCCGUUGGGGCCAAUGGUUCCCCUGGUGAGCGGGGUCCCGUGGGCCCAGCUGGAGGCAUUGGACUUCCUGGCCAGAGUGGCGGCCAAGGCCCUGUUGGCCCUGCAGGCGAGAAGGGGUCCCCGGGAGAACGCGGUUCCCCUGGCCCUACUGGCAAAGAUGGGGUCCCAGGGCCCCUGGGUCCUCUGGGACCCCCUGGAGCUGCCGGGCCUUCUGGCGAGGAUGGGGACAAGGGGGAGGUUGGACCUCCCGGUCACAAGGGGAGCAAAGGCGACAAGGGAGAUGCGGGCCCCCCUGGACCAACAGGGACACGGGGUCCUGUGGGACACCCCGGCCCCCCGGGGGCAGAUGGAGCUCAGGGACGCCGGGGACCCCCAGGCCUCUUUGGACAGAAAGGAGAUGAUGGAGUCAGAGGCUUCGUGGGGGUGAUUGGCCCCCCUGGCUUGCAGGGGCUACCAGGCCCUCCCGGAGAGAAGGGUGAGGUUGGAGACGUCGGGUCCAUGGGUCCCCAUGGAGCUCCAGGUCCUCGGGGUCCCCAUGGCCCCAGCGGAUCAGAGGGCCCUCCAGGGCUGCCGGGAGGAGUCGGUCAACCAGGCGCCGUGGGUGAGAAGGGUGAACCGGGGGAGCCUGGAGACCCAGGACCUCCAGGAACCCCAGGCAUCCUGGGGCCCAAAGGAGAAGUUGGUGAAAAGGGGGACACAGGCCCAUCUGGGGCUGCCGGACCCCCGGGCAAGAAAGGUCCCCCUGGUGAGGAUGGCGCCAAAGGGAACAUGGGCCCCACAGGACUCCCCGGAGACCUGGGGCCUCCAGGAGACCCUGGAGUUUCGGGUAUAGAUGGCUCCCCUGGGGAGAAAGGAGACCCUGGUGAUGUUGGGGCACCAGGUCCACCUGGUGCUUCUGGGGAACCCGGCGCCCCUGGGCCCCCUGGCAAGAGGGGUCCUUCGGGCCGCGAGGGCCGGGAAGGCAGAGAAGGGGAGAAAGGUGCCAAGGGGGAGCCAGGUCCUGACGGGCCCCCAGGAAUGACGGGCCCUGUAGGGGCUCGAGGGCCCCCUGGACGUGUGGGACCUGAGGGUCUUCUAGGGAUCCCGGGCCCUGUGGGUGAACCAGGCCUCCUGGGAGCCCCUGGGCAGAUGGGUCCCCCCGGCCCUCUGGGGCCCUCUGGCCUCCCAGGGCUGAAAGGAGAUGCCGGCCUCAAGGGGGAGAAGGGUCACAUCGGAUUAAUCGGUCUCAUCGGCCCCCCUGGGGAGGCUGGUGAGAAAGGGGAUCAGGGUUUGCCUGGUGUUCAGGGCCCUCCUGGCCCCAAAGGAGAACCUGGUCCUCCUGGUCCCAUUGGCUCUCUGGGCCACCCUGGGCCCCCAGGUGUGGCGGGUCCCCUGGGACCAAAAGGCUCAAAGGGGUCUCCGGGAUCCCUUGGUCCCCGUGGAGACACUGGACCCCCAGGCCCCCCAGGCCCCCCGGGUCCCCCUGCGGAGCUGCACGGACUGCGCAGGCGCCGACGCUCCAUCCCAGUCCUGGAGGGCGGCCUGGAGGAGGUGCUGGCCUCGCUCACGUCGCUGAGCUUGGAGCUGGACCAGAUGCGGCGCCCUCCGGGCACAGCCGAGCGCCCAGGCCUUGUGUGCCACGAGUUGCACCGCAACCACCCGCACCUGCCUGAUGGGGAAUACUGGAUCGACCCCAACCAGGGCUGUGCGCGGGAUGCGCUCAGGGUUUUCUGCAACUUCACUGCGGGAGGAGAGACCUGCCUCUAUCCCGACAAGAAGUUCGAGAUCGUGAAACUUGCCUCCUGGUCUAAAGAAAAGCCUGGCGGCUGGUAUAGCACAUUCCGACGAGGGAAGAAGUUCUCCUAUGUGGAUGCCGACGGGUCCCCGGUGAAUGUGGUACAACUGACCUUCCUGAAGUUGCUGAGCGCCACGGCCCGCCAGCGCUUCACCUACUCCUGCCAGAACUCGGCCGCCUGGCUGGAUGAAGCCGCGGGUGACCACGGCCGCUCCCUCCGCUUCCUGGGUACCAACGGGGAGGAGGUCUCCUUCAACCAGACAGCAGCGGCCACCAUCAGUGUCCCUCACGAUGGCUGCCGGCUCCGGAAGGGACAGGCGAAGACCCUCUUGGAAUUCAGCUCUUCUCGAGUGGGCUUUCUGCCCCUGUGGGAUGUGGCGGCCGCUGACUUUGGCCAGACGAACCAGAAGUUUGGGUUUGAACUGGGCCCUGUCUGCUUUAGCAGCUGAGAGUCUCCGGGGUGGGGGGGGACAGUGAAGGAGCCCCCCAAGAAGGGGCACAUUUGGUGCUGAGGCUUUGAAGCCACCAUAUUUAUCAUUUCCUGUGACUCUGAAGACAGGGGAUGUGACUCUGCUCACCGAGGUCAAACAGUGUUACUUCUCCCUUCCAGGGGGCUGGGGGCUGGGGGCUGGGCUCCCUUGGACAGAGGGUCCCGCCUCCUCCCACUCCACUCCAAGUGGCAUACUGCAGUCUGGCUCUAUCUCCCCUCCAUCCCCUCAACAACCCUCGACUUUCCACCCCUGGACUCCCAGGCAAUGAGCUGAUGGAUGAACGCCCCCCCAACACCUGCCUCCCACUCCUCAGUCACUGCCCCCACCCCACCCUUUGGUGCUACCCUUCCCCAGAGUUAAGCACUGGAUGUCCGCUGACCCCAGGCUGGGACCCCUUCACUCCUUGCUACUUCCAGGUGGGUUCACGGUGAAGGGACUAAUGUCAGAUGACAGAGGGAAGUGGGACUUCCCUUGACUGAGCUGUGUGUUCGUUCUGCUGCCUCGGCCCAGCUCUGCGUACUUUCCACCCCCACCCCCCAUUGCUCCAAGCUCACCUUGCCAUGCCAGGUGGUUUGGGGACCAAGACGCUGGGGGUGUAUCAGGAUCCUAAUGGUGCUGCCUGCCCUAUUUAUACUUGGGUCUGUCUUAAAAGGGAAAAAUCCCCUCUGUUGUAUAUUUAAUCUGCUUCUUCCUUAGGGAAGGCUGGGAUAGGAUGAGGGAGAUUCCAGCAAAACCCUUCCCCCCCACCCACACCCCUCCCCCAGGCCAUAGGGCAAAAUUGGCAUCUCAAGUCUGAGAAUAAACCAAUGAACUGUG